UUGCUCAGCAGACCACAGGCGGCUCUGCGAUGUCCAGCCAGGCUACGGGUACGCCUCGGGGGCAACAACGGUCCGCGGCUCCGCCGGUCGCCCGUGCCACAGACGACCUCCUGGGCGACAGCGACGUUCAAAACCAGGAGAGUAGCAGUUUCACCAAUGACACGACCGAGCUGGCGAACAUGAGUAAUCAGAUCGGCAAUCUCCGCGGGCAAAUGGAACAGACUCAGACCAAAAAGUCGACCACGCAAGCAGAACUCGCAGCUGCGAACGCGCAGAAGAGUGACCUGGAGAUCCGCUUGAAGCAAUUCCGUCAGCAGUCAAGAGCUUGCGAUGCUGGAGGGUUCCUACCAAGAUCUGCAGACCCGCCGCGAAUCAACCUCUCAGGCAUUGCAGGCAGACCAACGCGAGAACACCGAUCUCAAAGCACGCAUCUCGCACCUCAACGCCGAGGUCGCCAGAUUGAAGACCGAGGUCGAGAAGAUGAAACUCGAUGCGAGGCAGCAGAAGGGUCUCGUGAGCAUAAACAAGAAGCAAAUCGCCACCAACGAGAACGAGCGAGAUCGUCUCCAGAAGGAACGGGAGGAUCUUGAGAAGCAAGCGCAAGCCGCUGCCGAACAAUCUCGCGCCGUGACCUCGCCCGAUAUCAGCGCUCCCGCCACCACAGCAGUGCCGCUGGCAAGCCCCGCAGAAUCGCUCAGCACCACCAACCCGUUCGCCCGCAAGGCCGGACUCGAGGCCGGCAAUGAGCGUGCAUCAAGCCCAUUCACGCCCUUGUCAACUGGUUCCGCAUCGGCGGCGAGCGCCUUCGAUGCAUUGUUCGGCCCGGCAUCGACCGCGAACGCGGAGUCGGACCGGACGAAGCUGAGCAACGGUUCACCCCCAGUGACGACCUUUGGCCGCGCAUCCACAUCGACGGCCGAUGAUUUCACUCUUCCGGACUCGAAGCGGAAUGACCCGAAUGCUGGUGAGCCGACCCUCCCCGCGACACCGCCAUCGGCUGACCGGGUGAAGGACGGACAGUAUCCGAUUGACGCAUCGUCGCCCCCACCUCCGCCGGAGGGUAGACAAUUCACGGCGUCCCAACUUCCCAUCAUCAAUCUCGAGCACAAAGCUCAUGACAGUGAGACUCGUUCAACACACGUGAUGCCUCCAGCCAGCCGGGCAGGCGAGCCAGACAACUCCUCCGAAUUCACCCCCACACCGGGUACCAUUUUCGGAUCCGGAAACGGCGCCGAAGUCAUGCCGGGCGCCUUUCCCGCCGCCCCAGCCUCGGGACCUCCUACUUCUGUGGGUCGCCCUCAGUCCGCCAAGGAUGACUUCGAUGCUGCCUUUGCGGAUUUUGAAGAGGACCAGCAAUCACGUGCGUUGGCUUCUAGCUCGAAUCUGGGCCCAAAUCAUAAUGCGUCUGGCUCCAGUAGAUCCGCCCCCGAGUUCCCUCCUAUUCAAACUUUGGAGCACGACGACGAGGACGACGAUAGCAGCGAUGAUGAGGACGAUGACGACGACGACGCCGAAAACAAGGUACACACGGGCUUCGAAGAUGAUUUCUCCUCAGCCUCUGCUGCCAAGGGCGCUGUUGCUGGAUCAGGUACAGCCCCGGCCACGUCGAACACUAUCGCCGCUCCUGUCCCAGAAGCACCGGCGACACCGCUACCAGCAGUCGAUGCGCAGCGUUCACCGCCGACCUAUGAGGAGAGCCAUCAACCCAGUCACGGCGGGAGUGCCGUCUCAGCCACCCGAGAUGCCGUUGAAUUCAGCAAUGCUGGUCCUUCCGCUUCUGAUGUCGAACGCUCUCUGGUUGCUCCUUCGCGGACGAACACUGUCGAUGUCUUCCAUGACGCAUCUAGCCGGCCCAUAAGUGGCGCAACGGAGACCAGAGCAGUCACCGACGGGGACCAGGCCAGCACAAACACAGACAUUCUGGAUGAAUUCGACGACUUCGCAGAUCUGGCAGAAGCGAAGGAGGUCGACAAGAGCGCCAGCAACGACAUCGACUUCGGUUUUGACAGAGCUGAGACAGCAGAGUUCAAUCCAGUCUUCGAUUCGCCUGCCGCUAGCACGACGAACACGGUCGUCUCUUCGUAUCCUACGCCUGUCGCCUCUUCCCGAUCGACUGGAGCACAGGAAAACUCUACAGGCGGGCUCCUCCCAUCCAAGCCGGCGGUGCGUGCAUUGGACUACGCAAGCAAUGGUGGCAGUGAUGAGCAGAGCUCGAAAGCAUCGCAGCAUGACUGGGACUCGAUUUUUGCAGGGCUGGACAACACCAAAUCAAUCGACCUCUCAAGCGAUCCCUGGUCAUCUGGGGGAUCGUCAGCAGGCAAACCCGCGCCCGGCGUGUCCCAGACAAAACCUCAAUACGGGACCGCCAUCACUCCUGGCACCGAGCAUGACGAUCCCAUUUUGAAGAGAUUGACCGGGAUGGGCUACCCGAGGAAAGCAGCGUUGGAUGCACUCGAACAGUAUGAUUAUGACAUCAACAAGGCUGUAGACCACCUGUCGGGCUAGACUGGGCCCAAGGCAUAGCAAUGCGAUGUAUAAACUUUCAGAUUUAGAUGCUGUCAUUUCUUUCCACUAUCCUCUAUAAUUUUUGUUCAGAAUCAAUGCUACCGAAGUGCUUGGUUCGUUGGGCCAUCCGAAUUGCGACAGCCACAUUGUAUCCUUGGCCGACACGCCGCGUAUUGAAAAUCGUGAGCUCUGACCAUCACCGCCCCGGAGCUUGAAAAGGGGCCCGGACCCAAGCCAUGAUGCCCUAUUCCACUUUUUCGAAAACGAAGAGCGCUUCGUCUUUACCAGCGAAACUGUAUAGCUUGUCAGCGGUGAUCUGUUGAUCCUCGGUA
Molecule: messenger RNA, 2837 nt
Organism: Dissoconium aciculare CBS 342.82
Lineage: Eukaryota; Fungi; Ascomycota; Dothideomycetes; Mycosphaerellales; Dissoconiaceae
Exons: 4
Coding region: 331-2505 (724 amino acids)
Molecular function (GO): protein binding
Source: RefSeq, a predicted model, not a curated record